This is a messenger RNA of Dinoponera quadriceps, 355 nucleotides long. RefSeq names its product cytochrome P450 4C1-like. NCBI's taxonomy places the organism in Eukaryota, Metazoa, Arthropoda, Insecta, Hymenoptera, Formicidae. The record is from RefSeq and is a predicted model, not a curated record. The transcript is spliced from 3 exons. Gene Ontology annotation, molecular function: oxidoreductase activity, acting on paired donors, with incorporation or reduction of molecular oxygen; monooxygenase activity; iron ion binding. Bases 1 to 342 code for a protein of 113 amino acids.
AUGUUAAAGUCUCUCUUCCAUAGUGCUAAUUGGUUGUCUAAAAAAUCUGAUACAAUAAUAUUGAACAAUACGAAGCAUAUAAAAAAAAGUAUCAUAUACAAAAUAUUAAUUCCUGGGCUAAAUACUGGACUUCUUACCAGCGGAGGUGCCAAGUGGCACUCACGACGUAAGAUACUGACGUCUGCAUUUCAUUUCAAUGUAUUGCGAAAGUAUGUUGAUGUUUUAAUUGUGGAGCGACAACUCAUGACCAAGACCUUAAAGGAUGUCGAUGGAACUAUUGAAAAGGAUGUAUUUACAUUUGCUUCUAAACAUACGCUGAACGCAAUAUGUGGUAAAUUAUGAGAUAUUUUUAUUA